Micropterus salmoides (largemouth bass) is the source of this 4034-nucleotide messenger RNA. RefSeq names its product signal transducing adaptor molecule (SH3 domain and ITAM motif) 2 (gene stam2). The record is from RefSeq and is a predicted model, not a curated record. Gene Ontology annotation, biological process: signal transduction. Gene Ontology annotation, cellular component: endocytic vesicle. The transcript has 14 exons. The coding region runs from base 137 to 1684 and encodes 515 amino acids. Lineage: Eukaryota; Metazoa; Chordata; Actinopteri; Centrarchiformes; Centrarchidae. Gene Ontology annotation, molecular function: phosphatidylinositol binding; ubiquitin binding.
CAAGGCAGCCAAGUUUCCGGAAGAGUAACUAGUUCGCGAUUAAUGGACAAGGAAGAGAUAUUUGUUUAGGUUUAGUCCGAGAACACACAUACGUGUCUUUUGUCAAGUAGUCAGGCUCUUUAUUUAAAUCGUUACGAUGCCUUUAUUUGCCCAGAACCCAUUUGAUCAAGAUGUUGAGAAGGCAACCAAUGAAAACAACACAACAGAUGACUGGGGACUCAUUAUGGACAUCUGUGACAAGAUUGGAACAACAACCAAUGGACCAAAGGACAGCUUGAGAUCCAUUAUGAAGAGAGUCAACCACAAAGUGCCUCAUGUCGCCAUGCAGGCCCUCAACUUGCUGGGUGCCUGUGUGUCAAACUGUGGCAAAAUAUUCCACUUGGAAAUCUGCUCCAGGGAAUUUGCCAGUGAAGUACGGAGUGUGCUGAGCAAAGCCCACCCUAAGGUGUGUGAAAAGCUCAAGGCUCUGAUGGUGGAGUGGGCAGAAGACUUCCAGAAGGACCCACAGCUCAGUCUGAUCGGUGCCACCAUCAAGUCUCUGAAAGACGAGGGCAUCAGCUUCCCCUCUGCAUCCUCACUGGGGUCCUCCACGAAGGUCAGCACACCUGCUGCGGGCAAAGCAUCAGAUGAUGACAACCUGGCCAAAGCCAUCGAGCUGUCCUUGCAGGAGCAGAAGCAGCAGGCGGAGACACGGCCCCUGACUGUGUCUUCUGACCCCCCAAACUGCACCAACGGUAGUGGGGGGCAAGAGGCCCGGAAGGUGCGUGCGCUGUACGAUUUUGAAGCAGCUGAAGAUAAUGAGCUGACCUUCAAAACUGGAGAACUUAUUCUGGUUUUGGAUGACAGCGAUCCAAACUGGUGGAAAGGAGAGAACCACAGAGGAGUGGGGCUUUUCCCCUCCAACUUUGUCACAACCAAUCUGAAUGCUGAGCCAGAGACAGUGGCUUAUGUUGAAAUGACAGCCAGUCCUGAAGAGACAACUCUGGAAACCAAAGUCGAGCCUGAGCCCGUCUUCAUUGACGAGGGGAAGAUGGACAGAACACUGGCACUACUGCAGAAUGCAGAUCCUGCAGAUCCGGCUCCAGACUCCCUAGAGCUGAUCCAGCUGGAGGGUGCAUGUGAACAGAUGAACCCGCUGAUUGAUGAGAAGCUACAGGAGAUUGACAGGAAACACUCAGAGUGGUCAGAGUUGAAUGUGAAAGUUCUGGAGGCCCUGGAGCUUUACAACAAGCUCAUGAACGAGGCUCCGUUCUACUCUGCCUACUCCAAGAUGCAGGCGCAGUACGCACCAACCGGCAACCAAGCUGUAGCCAUGCAGGGCUACCUUGGCCCGGCCGGCCCUACCUACAUGCCUCCUGCAAUGCCCCAGGGUCCUCCUGCGCAGCCCUACGCUCUGCCCACCGACCAGCCCGGACCACUGCACUCACUGCCCCCCAACGUCUCAGCCCCACCCAACGGCCAAGCUGUUCAGCCUCCCUACAUGAGCAGUGGUAUGAAUGCUCAGUACAUGAACCAAGCUGCUGGAGCUCCUUACCCACCCCAUGCGGGCGUGGCCAUGGACAUGUCGACCUAUCACAACUCCAGCAUGGCUCCUGUGUCCUAUCCUGUGGCUGCUCCUCCUCACCAGGCUCCUCAUCAGCAGCAGCAGCAGCAGGCAGCAUAUUAUCAGCAGCCUCUGCUGUAAAACUCCAACUGACAGCAGACCUAAAAUUAAUACAUACUCCAGAUAUUUCAGUUUCCAGUGGUGUGUUCGUUAGGCUUACCUCGUGUGACUGUGUGUGUGACUGUGUGUGUGACUGUGUGUGUGACUGUGUGUGUGGCAAUUGCUUUGGGAACAUUCCUUUAGCCAUUUUUGUGCCUGAGCUGAAUUGAACACACCUCACAAAAGUUGAAACAACUGAGGUGUGUAUCUGAUGCAGGUCUGUUGUUCACUGAGUCAGGACUCUCUCUGUGUGCAUGUCCUCAGCUUCUGUAUGUGAGGCUUAACAUGGUGUCAGGAGUUUUCUCCUGUCCGUCACUUCUUUUUCCUGGCAGACAGUAAAUGCGGCGCUGGUCUUCAUAAACGUUGCAGGUCAACACAGAAGAAAAGUUAGGUUUGCUCACCAUUACCACGGCCAUGUAAUGAGCAGUCGUUGCCUAAUUCUGAAGAAAUUUUACAAUCCACAGUUCAACUCAACGCUACUCCCACACAAUGCUAUUUCUGAAUUGACCCCCUUCAAAGAACAUCUUCUAAGGUGGUAACAGAGGCUCGGGAAAUGUCCACUCUCAUGUAGAUAAAUGUGAAGUAAUGCUGAAUUUUCUCUCACUUGUGGCCAUCUAUUGACACUACCUUGUCUACACCGCAGUGGAGCAGCUGCAGUCCCCUGUCAGCUUCUACACUGGAUACUUUCAGCCACAGUACUGUUGUGCAGUAGACAAAUGUAGCAAAAUGCAAGAUCAGUGUAAUUAUUUGUGCAGAUUGGUAUAAAAUAGACUAAAAUUGCAGGUCUGCAUGUAAAACGCUGUGUACUACUGCUUUAGACAGUGGUAUAGAUCACGGCUGAAACGUGUCCAGUAUAGACUGUGUGCAAGCCGAUAAAAACACAACUUUUUGAAAGCAUUCAUAAAUCAAAUUGGAAACACCAGUCUCACGUUGUAGUUUGUACAGGGAAAACUGAGCUGUUCCAAGGCGCUCAUGAAUGGCCGUCAGCCUUUGCAGACAUACACGAUAUACUAGCGCUAUAACUAGUGACACUAAAAGGCAUUUUCAAAUAUAUCUACAGCAAUGUGAUUAUGGCCUAAAUGUGUUGUUUUCCUUUUAGCUUUUAGUGACCAUCUUGGUUUCCUUCCCUCACCAGCAUCCAUCACUGGAGCUGAUCUGUUUUGAACAGAAUUUCUGAAGUAUAAACGAUAUUUUCAACCAUCAGAUAUGUGUGUUAACAGUUAUAUUUGUGUAAAUGGUUCAAAAAUGACUUUCCCAUAAACUCAUUGCCUUUUAAUGCAUUCUGUGGUUGCAUUUGAUAUAUUUAAGUUGAUAUUUUUUGUGUGUAUGUGUGUGUGUGCACAUGUAUGUAUGUUUUACCUAUGUAAGGGUUUGAGGGCUUACCCAUAAUAGGUUCUUCAUCAUUGUAAAAUGAUACUGAUUUUCACAAGGAUAAUCAGAUUUUACAUUGUAUGACUUCAUUGAGCAGCGUUUCGUAAUUAGGUUGAGAAAUGGUUAGUUGGAUCUCUUUUGUGUUUAUUAAUCUGAUGAAAUGCAGCACCUGUUCACGAUUAAUAUCAGUACCUUCCUGCCUCCUAUCUUUGUGUGGAGUCUCUUCUGCUUAGCGGAACUUGUUAGGAAUCCAUGUUUUAUGCAAAAACACGAAUCUGAAUUUCAUGUCUAUUUACUUAAAUUUCAAAAUUGAAAAAAAAAAUCAAUGACAUUGCCUGUACUUUGAGAUAUAUAUAUAUAUAUAUAUAUAUAUAUAUAUAUAUGACAGAGACAUUAUACAUGUGUAAUUUACUUGGUUGGAGAAUGUGUAAUUAUUACUGUGCUUCUGCUUUUACUUUCAUUGUCCAGGCAAAAUGUUCAAAAACUUCAGAAGUCUUUAGUUGCCGUUAAUAAGAAGAAAGCGAGACAUGUUUUAAACCUACUAUUGGUUUGUCUGCAGUUUAGGGGUUAAAAUUAAGAACUAGCUUUUAUAGAGUUUACAGUCCUGUUGCAGUAGAUCCGUAGUUAUUUUUUUAGUCAGAACUGUCUUUUUCCUUUUCGCGCCUCAUAUUAAAGGCUUUGUAUAUUAGAUGUAUAUGAAUAACUGGUUUUGUCAGUGACAUUGCACCUUAGCUUUGUAAACAUUAAUUUACCACUGGAUGCCUUGUUUUUCUGUAUAAAUCAAAGAAUGACCAGGACACAACUUGGGCAAGUAACUUCAGUCUCAGAAUCUGCUGCAUAUGUAUAAUUCUGUAUAUUUAAAAUAUUCCAGGAAAAUAUCCUUUACCCAGGAUUUUAAAACUGCUUUUGUAACAGAGCAAACUUAUAAUGUUCUUUGAAAUAAAAAAAAAUGUACCUUUCA